Symbiodinium pilosum is the source of this 1194-nucleotide messenger RNA. The record is from the annotation of a GenBank genome assembly. Lineage: Eukaryota; Dinophyceae; Suessiales; Symbiodiniaceae.
AUGGAUUCAGCCACGCAGCUGCUGGAGAAAGCUAUCCACUGUCUGGAUGCGUCCGACUGGCCUUUCUCUGUCGCAGAGGUGUUGGCGCGGCUCAGCUGCAAUGAGCCUGUGUUGCAGCGCUGCUGGAUGAACCGCAUCGACUUCGUAGCAACGUCGAACCUCGGCAUUGCAAGCAAACAGUUGCAUGCUCAUCAAGAGGAUGAGCGUAAGUUCAACUUCGAGUGGCAGCGCGCCCUCCGAUUUGGCUUCCCAUCUUCUUGCGACUCGCCCACUCGGUGGCAAGCUGGAGAUGCUGGCUCCGUCUGCCGAACACUGGACAGGCGCAUAACAUGCCCUGAUGGAACAGCCAAAAACGAAUUUCAUCGGGUGGCCUCUUCUUGGUCAGGCUACUUAUCAGAUGGGUCCGAGGUCACCAGCUUACAUCGCAGAAGGUUCUGCCUGGAGCCCUUUGUGUGGCAAUUAAAAAAGCUGCUAGGCCUGGACUCGGAAGUUGGCUUCUGGCAUGCCUUGAUGGACCCAGCGUCCGAGACCAAUCAAGAUGUGGAUGCCGCAGCCUGGCAGAGGUAUGUCAGCUGGCACUACGGAGACAUCUGCGCGUUCGUGGAGAAAGCCAGAGCAGCUGCGGACAGGCAGUUUGGCCAUCCGCGCGUACUUAAUGCUGGGUCGGGGCCGCUGGCUCCCAAAGAUAUUGUUUGCCAAGAAGGCAAAGCAAUCCCAGUUGUUGCCGCCGAUGGUUUGGCAAGAUUUUACAUGCAGCUAUACGACAUCCUUGGCCAUGAGCCCCCCGCCGUGCCAGCUCAAUGCCCUACUGAGCUCUUGCAUCAAUGCUUUCCGCAGCAUCAUUUCGAUGUCGUGCACGUGCGGAAUUCGCUGGAUCAUGCGAAUGAUCCCUUGCUGGGGAUCCGUCAGAUGAUCCAUGUCGUUCGGCCUGGCGGAUGGGUGCUUCUUCGACAUGCUCAGAACGAAGGCGUUGCUGGACACUUCCAGCUGGGUCUCCACCAAUGGGCGUUUGAUGUGGAAGAUGCAGCGGACGGGCCGCACUUCGUGAUCUGGGGCCCAUCUCUGCGGGCCGAUGUCACACGGUGGCUUCUUUCUUCAAACCUCGCUGCAGAAGUCCGUGCGGAGCUGCGGCCACAUCCGUCCGGUGGGCCCGAGCCGUAUGUGUGGGUGGAUAUUCGCAAGCCGCUGCUCUAG